Messenger RNA from Paramecium tetraurelia, 1185 nucleotides. RefSeq lists its product as uncharacterized. The record is from RefSeq and is a predicted model, not a curated record. NCBI's taxonomy places the organism in Eukaryota, Ciliophora, Oligohymenophorea, Peniculida, Parameciidae. The transcript has 3 exons.
AUGUAUAAUUGGCAAAAGAAAAAGUAUAUAAAACAUGAUAAAAAUGAAAAAGAAUAACAAAAUAAAAAGGAAUAAUUGGACAAUAAGGAUAAUAAUGUUAAUAAUGAAAAGGAAUAACAGGAUAAUCAUGAAAAGGAAUAAUAGGAUAGUAAAGAAAAGGAAUAACAGGAUCGCAUUGAUAAUAAUGAAGAGUUAUUAUCGGAUAAUAAUGAAAAGGAAUAACAGGAUAAUAAUGAUAAUAAGGAAAAGAAAUAAUAGGAUAACAAUGUUAAUAAUGAAAAUGAAUAACAGGAUAAAAAUGAUAAUAAUGAAAAGGAAUAAUUGUAUAAUAAUGAAAAGGAAUAACAGGAUAAUAAUGAAAAUUAACAACAGGUUACCUAAACUGAUGUGGAAAAUUUGGAUAAAAUUAAUUAUUUUGAAAUUGCUGUUGAAGUUUGGAAUAAAAUGGAAGUGAUUCAAUUGCUAUCCAAUUUUUCAACCCUAAUGAAUUAAGUGAUCUUAACAACAAAAAAAAUUUAUUUGAACACUUUAAACUCUUCAAUAAUAAUAAUUGAUGUAGUUUGUAAUGCAUUAUAUGAACUCAAUCUUACAAAUUUUGACUUUUAUGAUGAAUUUAUUAAUUAACAUCAUUAUCAAUAAAUAGACAAGUAGAGAAAUUUGGGAAAAUAAAUUCAGAUUGAUCGGUUUUUACAUGAUAUAAAAAAAUAUUCAACCAAACUUGCUAAAGUAAUGAGCACAAAAUAAAUGACAUAAGUUUAAUAUAUAUAAUAAGGGUUUCUAUAUACAGAAGAAAAAGAAGAGGAGAAAUGGUAAAAUGAAUUUUUUAAUAAUGAUGAUCUUUAAUUUGGUUCCUAUAAAAAGGAUUUAAGGAGUUGUUCGCUAGUCUAAUAAAAAGAGUUCUACAUAGCAGCUGAUUUAUAUUCUGUACUAGUGGUAUCGAAAGAACUUAACAAGCAGACAUUCGAUUGGAUAUUAGAAUAGCUAUCUAUAAAGAAUAAUUGUUUUAAAAAUUGUUUCGAACAUCUAUUAAUUUAAAUGAAUCAAGAGAAUCUAAUCAAAUUUGAUGUUUAAGUUUUUGAUAGACAAUAGAAAGUCGAUGCUUUUAAAAAAAGUAUUGAGUCAACUCUAAACCUUUUGAGAAUCUUGAAUAAACAUGAAUUUUUUAAGGAGAAUUAUUCCUCCUGA